CCCUUUUGCCAAAGCUAGAUCCUCCCCCUGAUUAUACGGUCGCCAAGUGCUUUACAAGAAAAAUGGAGGCUCUACAACCGUUCAAGAAUCUCAUCCACUUUGCUUCCUUGAGGUCUAGCCGAGCUAUACAAACCCGAAACCCUUCUUGUUGUUUUAUUGUCCGUUGCUGCUCUUCUCCUUCUGGCGUUCCGACCUCUACCGUCCGCGACAGAGCAGCUAGCAGUAACCGGCGGUACUCGUCAAACCCCAACCCAUCCACCUCUGACAAAGAAGCCAUUCGCUCCAUCCGCAUAAAAAAGGUGCAGGAAUUACGAAAUAAGGGUUUAGAACCCUAUGCUUACAAGUGGGAUCGAACUCAUACUGCUAAUCAGUUGCAAGAGAUUUAUAGAGAUCUAGUGAAUGGUGAAGAGUCAAACAGUGAGAAUGAUUUUGUCUCAAUAUCAGGAAGAAUUGUGGCCCGGAGAACUUUUGGAAAGCUUGCUUUUUUUACUAUGCGAGAUUACUCUGGGACAAUUCAGCUCUACUGUGAGAAGGAAAGGCUCAACGGUGAUCAAUUUGACCAGUUGAAGACACUCGUUGAUGUAGGAGAUAUUUUGGGUGCUUGUGGUUCAAUUAAACGGACUGAGAAAGGGGAGCUAUCAGUUUGUGUGAAUUCAUUCUCAAUUCUUACAAAGUCCCUACUUCCAUUGCCGGACAAGUAUCAUGGCCUAACAGAUGUAGAUAAGCGCUAUCGGCAGAGGUAUGUAGAUAUGAUUGCAAACCCUGAGGUAGCUGAUACCCUUCGCAAGAGGGCAAAGAUUGUUUCGGAAAUUCGAAAAGCAGUUGAAUCUUUUGGCUUUGUUGAAGUCGAAACACCAGUCCUCCAGGGUGCAGCUGGUGGAGCUGAAGCUAGGCCGUUUAUUACGUACCACAAUUCUCUUGGAAGGGAUCUUUAUUUGAGAAUUGCGACUGAGCUCCAUUUGAAGCGAAUGUUGGUCGGUGGAUUCGAAAAAGUUUAUGAAUUGGGCCGGAUAUUUAGGAAUGAAGGCAUCUCGACGCGUCAUAACCCUGAAUUUACUACUAUAGAGAUGUAUGAAGCAUAUUCAGACUAUCAAAGCAUGAUGAAUAUGGCGGAAGAGAUUGUAACAAGAUGUGCUCGUGCAGUUCUGGGAGAACUCACUGUAUAUUAUCAGGGUUUAGAGAUUUGCUUAGAAAGACCUUGGAGAAGAGAGACAAUGCAUAAUCUUGUGAAAGAAGCUACAGGAAUUGAUUUUAACCAGUUUGGGGAUGAUCUUACAGUUGCUAAAGAGCAUGUUCUUCAGUUAGUCAAUGUUUUUGGGGGAGACCAACAGAAAAGCUGCAUUGAAGCAUGUCAAACUGUUGGCCAUUUGCUUAAUGAGGUCUUUGAGAUGGCAGUGGAACCAAAGCUUCUACAGCCUACGUUUGUUUUGGAUUAUCCCAUAGAAGUAUCACCAUUUGCCAAGCCCCAUAGAAGAUAUUCAGGGUUAACUGAAAGAUUUGAACUUUUCAUUUGUGGUCGUGAGCUGGCGAACGCUUUCUCUGAACUAACUGAUCCUCUAGACCAGAGAGGACGAUUGGAAGAACAAGUGAGGCAGCAUAAUGACAAAAGAGAUGUUGAAGGAAAGGAGAACAAGAAACCUGAUGACUCUUCUGAAAUCACUCUUGAUGAAGACUUUCUAACGGCUCUAGAGUACGGGAUGCCUCCUGCUUCUGGAAUGGGACUGGGCAUUGACAGGCUAGUAAUGCUUUUGACAAACUCUGCCAGCAUCCGUGAUGUUAUUGCUUUCCCGGUUCUCAAGAUCCAACAGUAAUUUAUUGAGUAUUAAUUGAAAGUUCCCUUAUUGAAGGGAAUAUUUAGUUGAAAUCAUAGGACUGAACGCUUUCGUUUUCUUCAUAGGAUCUAUGGGUACAUUAUCUUCUUAUGGAUGCAACGAAAUUACUUUGAAUGAUGAUUCUCAUUCUUCUGUCCAUUAUACUGUUUUUUUGUAUAACAGAUCGACUUUUCUGAUCAAGCAACGUUUUAUUUACACUACUGCUGUACUGCACACAUAAGCCUUCCCAAAGUAGAUGUGAAAGGGUUGUGGUGCCGAGCUUACAUUGUUUGAUCAUUAUUGCCUUGUUUGCAUGUUGUUUAUGUUUAAAAAAUGUUUUUAAACAAUAUAAGCACCCAAAUUAUCCUCUAUUUUCAUGAGAGAAGUUCAAGAGGUACUGACUGCUGACUACUGAAUAUGCAAGUAAAAAGGCAUCUGUAUUUCUACAAUACCCAUUAUUAGUGGACUAUUCCGGUCCACAUACUAGCUGGUCCUUGCCUAAUUAUACUAGGGACAUGGACCUAUAAUACCGGUUCCGGGCUGGUCCCGAACUUGCGAGUUCCAGUCUGGUCGUGUGUUUUUUGGUUUAACUUUUUUAUUAGAGGUGUAUACUCCCUCCGUACCAUUUAGAUCUUUACACUUUUUUUUGCGUCACAUUUAGACCUUUACACUUUUCUUGUUUUCUUUUUAGGAUGUACCUUUUGAAUCUUUACGUUUCCUUUUUGGUAAUUCUUUUUAAUUUAACUUGCCCAAAUUACUCUAUACUGCUCACUCACAUUUUACAAAACCUUCUUGUUUUAUUCUCCGCACAAAAUCUCCAGGAUACCAUCCUCUUCUAGAUGUGUCACCAUUGCUGUGCAAAGGUGUGCUGAACACUGGUUGCUGAAAAUCGUGAGCUUUACCCAUAAUUUCAUCAUCGUUGGCUCGUUGCAUUCAUCUCGUAGCUUGUGAUAAUGAAACUCAUCCAGCCUGCUCCUUCCCCUGUCGGCUGUCGCAGAUGCGUUGUGAUUUUGGAGAUCUGGAUACGUCCUCACUUCUUGGGCGGCAGCCACAAGAUCGCGUCGCCAGUCACUGCCCCUCCAUUGAAGUUCUACCAGUCAGCUAAUGGCACAAUUGCACACAGUUGUGGUUCUCAUCCAUGGAAUUGCAAAACACAAUGAAAAACUCACGGACACAUGACUCCAUCCAUGAAAUUGCAAAUCGUAAGAGCUAUGGAUACGAAUACGCCGAUACGCGAAUACGGGUGGAUGUCAAGUCAAAUUCAAAAUCAUGGAGCCCAGAGGGGGAGUGUGAAAAGGGUUGCCGGCUUCUUGAGACCGGAGGUUCUGGGAAGAGGUUCUCGGAAAAGUUUGGGAAGAGGUUCUAGGAAGAGGUUCUGGGAAGUCUGAGAUUGGAGGUGGUUCUUGAAGACAGAGUGGAGCCUAGAGGUUCUGAAGAGUCUGGAUUGAAAUCAAUUUCUUGGAGAAAGAACAUAGUCUGAAAACUAAAGGGAUGAAGAUGAAAGUGUAAUACAGACAGAUGAAGACAAGUUAUAUUUUAUUCUAUCUUGUCCAGUUAUAGUGCUUAAUAGGCAAAAAUUAGUUGUAACGACGUCAUACUAAUAUUUAUUCACUAGCUAUGGUUUAUGAAUUAGUCCUGGGAAGUUACAGAUGUAAUCAAGUUUCUGAAUGACUAAACUUUGUUUUUAUUGAAGUUGUAUAAUUCUAGCAUGAACUCAUUCAUGUGUCCUUGUUUUUACUACCAAAACCGUGAAGCAUCAUACGAUGUACAUUUUAAUUUUUGCACAUCUGUAAUAGCAUAUCAC
Messenger RNA from Cuscuta europaea, 3615 nucleotides. NCBI's taxonomy places the organism in Eukaryota, Viridiplantae, Streptophyta, Magnoliopsida, Solanales, Convolvulaceae. The record is from the annotation of a GenBank genome assembly.